CCGGCUCUGCCCGGCCCCCCGCCGCCGCUCGCCGCAGACCCGCGGACGCCCAGGGGCAGCCGGGCGCUUGAGCCAUGAUCGCCGCGGCUUUCCUGGUGCUGCUGAGACCCUACAGCAUCCAGUGCGCCCUCUUCUUGCUCCUGCUGCUGCUGGGGACCAUCGCCACGAUUUUAUUCUUCUGCUGCUGGCACCGCAGGCUCCAGAAAGGGAGGCAUCCCAUCAAAUCCGUCUUUUCAGGCCGCUCAAGGAGCCGAGAUGCUGUCAUGAGAACUCAUCACUUUCGCUCUGAGGGCUUUAGAUCAAGUCCUCGUCAUGCUAGAAGACGUGUAGCACCUCGCCUUGAGGAAACACAACCUAUAGUGGAAGCUCACCACCUAAGUGAGCAGGAAACUUCUGUGAGAAAAAGAAAAAUCAAGAAAAGCAGCCGAGUUCAACCAGAAUUUUAUCAUUCUGUUCAAGUUACCCCAACUCGAAAACCUAGCUCCGGCAACGCGUCCUACCGAUGCUCCAUGUCGUCCUCCGCCGAUUUCUCCGACGAGGAAGACUUCAGCCAGAGGUCGGGGACGGUGUCGCCGGCGCCGGGGGACACCCUGCCCUGGAACCUGCCCAAACACGAGCGGUCCAAGCGGAAGAUCCAGGGCGGCUCCGUGCUGGACCCCGCCGAGAGGGCCGUGCUGCGCAUCGCCGAUGAGCGGGACAAAGUACAAAAGAAGACCUUCACAAAAUGGAUAAAUCAGCAUCUCAUGAAGGUUCGAAAGCACGUGAAUGACCUUUAUGAAGACCUAAGAGAUGGACAUAACCUAAUCUCACUUUUAGAAGUCCUUUCUGGAGACACCCUGCCCCGAGAAAAAGGUCGGAUGCGUUUUCACAGACUCCAGAACGUCCAAAUUGCACUUGACUAUUUGAAAAAACGCCAGGUGAAACUGGUUAACAUUAGAAAUGAUGACAUAACAGAUGGGAAUCCCAAAUUGACUUUGGGGUUGAUAUGGACCAUAAUUUUGCACUUUCAGAUAUCUGAUAUCCAUGUUACUGGAGAGUCAGAGGACAUGUCUGCUAAAGAGAGACUGCUCCUGUGGUCGCAGCAGACAACCGAGGGUUAUGCUGGAAUCCGUUGUGAAAAUUUCACUACCUGCUGGCGCGAUGGAAGAUUAUUUAAUGCCAUCAUUCAUAAAUACAGGCCGGACCUGAUAGACAUGAGUACCGUUGCUGUUCAAAGCAACCUUGCAAAUUUAGAACAUGCUUUUUUUGUAGCAGAAAAACUUGGUGUUGCCAGACUUCUGGAUCCUGAAGAUGUUGAUGUUUCCUCACCUGAUGAGAAGUCAGUAAUAACUUAUGUGUCAUCACUUUAUGAUGCAUUUCCCAAAGUACCAGAAGGUGGUGAAGGCAUCGGUGCAAAUGAUGUUGAAGUCAAAUGGGUUGAAUAUCAGAAUAUGGUGAACUACCUCAUGCAGUGGAUCAGACACCAUGUCACAAUAAUGUCUGACAGAACAUUUCCCAACAAUCCUGUGGAAUUGAAGGCACUUUAUAAUCAAUAUUUACAGUUUAAAGAAACAGAAAUUCCACCAAAGGAGACAGAUAAAUCAAAAAUUAAACGUCUAUACAAACUCCUAGAGGUCUGGAUAGAAUUUGGACGCAUCAAACUUCCUCAAGGCUAUCAUCCAAAUGAUAUAGAAAAAGAAUGGGGAAAGCUUAUUAUUGCCAUGCUGGAAAGAGAGAAGACCCUUCGGCCUGAAGUGGAGAGGUUGGAAAUGCUGCAGCAGAUCGCAAACAGAAUUCAGCGGGACAGCCGGAGCUGUGAGGACAAACUGAUACUUGCCCGGAAUGCUCUGCAGUCUGACACCAAGCGAUUAGAGUCAGGGCUCCAGUUCCAACAUGAAGCAGAGAUAGCUGGGUAUCUUCUUGAAUCUGAGAACCUUCUCCGCCAGCAAGUGAUUGAUGCCCAAAUUCUUAUUGAUGGAAAAUACUAUCAGGCAGACCAGCUUGUGCAAAGAGUUGCAAAACUUCGUGAUGAGCUAAUGGCUGUACGGACCGACUGUUCUUCUGUGUACAACAAGGGGCAUGCACUGACAACAGAGCAGACAAAGCUGAUGAUAUCAGGAAUAACCGAAAGCUUAAACUCAGGAUUUACAGCAAACCUAACCCCUGAAUUAAAUGCUGCAAUGACCCAAGGUUUAACACCUACUUUGACUUCAUCCAGCUUGACAUCUGGUCUUUCAUCAGGUCUUACAUCCAGACUGACACCAACCAUCACUCCCGCUUACACACCAGGCAUCCCACCACGGUUAAUUCAAAGCUACGUGACAGGAGUAGACAGUGGGACUCUGCAAACACUCAAGCUGAUGCAAAUCAGAAAACCUCUUAUGAAAUCAGCUUUUGUGGAUCAGAAUUUAACAGAAGAAGAGGUGAACAUGAAAUUUGUCCAGGAUCUAUUGAGCUGGGUGGAAGAAAUGCAGGUGCAACUUGAUCGAGCAGAAUGGGGUUCGGAUUUACCAAGUGUUGAAAGCCAUUUAGAAAAUCACAAAAAUGUCCACAAAGCUAUUGAGGAAUUUGAAUCCAGCCUUAAAGAAGCUAAAAUCAGCGAGAUCCAAAUGACUGCCCCUCUUAAACUCAGUUAUGCAGAAAAAUUGCACAAACUGGAGAGUCAGUAUUCAAAACUCUUGAACACAUCGAGAAAUCAGGAAAGACAUCUGGAUACUCUUCACAACUUUGUGUCUCGUGCUACUAGAGAGCUGAUAUGGCUGAAUGAAAAAGAAGAGGAAGAGGUUGCAUAUGACUGGAGUGAAAGAAACCCCAAUAUAACAAGAAAAAAGGAAUACCAUGCGGAAUUAAUGAGAGAACUUGAUCAAAAAGAAGAAGUUAUUAAAUCAGUACAAGAAAUAGCUGAGCAAUUGCUUCUUGAAAAUCACCCAGCCAGGCUAACCAUUGAGGCCUAUAGAGCUGCAAUGCAGACACAAUGGAGCUGGAUUCUUCAGCUCUGUCACUGUGUUGAACAACAUUUGAGAGAAAAUGCUGCAUAUUUUGAGUUUUUCAGUGAUGCCAAAGAAGCCAUGGAAUAUUUGAAGAAUUUGAAGGAUACCAUAUACAGAAAAUACAGUUGUGAUAGAUCAAGUAGCCUUCAUAGGCUGGAAGACCUUGUCCAGGAGUCUAUGGAAGAAAAAGAACAACUCUUGCAGUAUAAGAGCACAGUAGCAGGCCUUGUGGGGAGAGCAAAGGCAAUAAUUCAGCUGAAGCCAAGGAACCCUGACUGUAUACUCAAAACAUCCAUCCCAAUUAAAGCCAUCUGUGACUAUAGACAAAUUGAGAUAACUAUUUACAAAGAUGAUGAGUGUGUGUUAGCAAACAACUCCCAUCGUGCUAAAUGGAAAGUCAUUAGCCCAAGUGGUAAUGAGGCCAUGGUUCCAUCUGUAUGCUUUACAGUUCCUCCACCAAACAAAGAAGCAAUAGAUACAGCCAACAGGAUUGAACAGCAAUUUCAGAAUGUUCUGGCCCUUUGGCACGAGUCACAUGUAAACAUGAAGAGUGUGGUGUCCUGGCAUUACCUGACAAACGAAAUUGAAGCUGUUCAAGCUGGCAAUGUUGCCUCGAUAAAGACAAUGCUGCCAGGUGAACAUCAGCAGGUUCUAAGCAAUUUGCAGUCCCGCUUUGACGAUUUUGUGGAAGAUAGCCAGGAAUCAAAAAUCUUUACAAGCUCCGAUACAGCACAGCUGGAAAGGGAAGUUAAUGUUUGCAAGCAAUACUAUCAAGAGCUUCUGAAAUCUGCAGAAAGAGAGGAGCAGGAGGAAUCUAUUUACAAUCUGUACAUCUCUGAAGUCCGGAAUAUCAGACUUCAGCUGGAGAGUUGUGAGGAGCGGUUAAUACGGCAGAUCCGAACCCCAAUGGAAAGGGAUGACCUACAUGAAAGUGUGCUUAGGAUUUCAGAGCAAGAGAAACUGAAGAAAGAGCUGGAUAGGCUGAAGGAUGACCUGGGAGUCAUUGCAGAUAAAUGUGAAGAGUUUUUCAGUCAAGCUGCUGGUUCACCUUCAGUCCCUACGCUGCGCUCUGAACUCAAUGUUGUCAUUCAGAAUAUGAACCAAGUUUAUUCCAUGUCUUCCAUUUAUAUAGAUAAAUUGAAAACUGUAAAUUUGGUGCUGAAGAACACCCAAGGAGCAGAAUCAUUAGUAAAACUCUAUGAAACUAAGUUGUGUGAAGAAGAGGCAGUAACAGCUGACAAAAACAAUAUUGAAAAUCUGAUGGGUACAUUAAAGCAAUGGAGAUCUGAAGUAGAUGAGAAAAGGCAAGUGUUCCAUACCUUAGAGGAUGAGCUGCAGAAGGCAAAGAUGAUCAGUGAUCAGAUGUUCAAAAUGCACAAGGAGCGUGAUCUUGACUUUGACUGGCAUAAAGAAAAAGUCGAUCAGUUAGCCGAGAGGUGGCAAAACAUUCAUUCUCAAAUUGAAAAUAGGUUGCGUGACUUAGAAGGUAUUAGUAAAUCUCUGAAGUAUUACAAAGAUACUUACAAUACUUUGGAUACGUGGAUUCAACAAGUGGAAGAUACUCAGCGAAAGAUUCAAGAAAUCCAUCCUGAAAAUAGCAAAGCAUUGGCGAAACAGCUGAAUCAACAAAAGAUGCUAGUUUCUGAGAUUGAAAUGAAACAAAGCAAAAUAGACGAGUGCCAGAAAUAUUCAGAACAAUACUCAGCUGCUGUGAAGGACUAUGAAUUGCAGACGAUGACCUACAGAGCUAUGGUUGACUCCCAACAAAAGUCUCCAGUGAAACGCAGAAGAAUGCAAAGCUCAUCAGACUUCAUUAUUCAAGAGUUCAUGGAUUUACGGACUCGUUAUACUGCCUUAGUGACCUUGAUGACCCAAUACAUCAAGUUUGCAGGUGACUCUCUGAAAAGACUGGAAGAGGAAGAGAAGUCAAUGGAAGAAGAAAAGAAGGAACAUGUUGAGAAAGCUGGGGAUUUACUGAAAUGGGUGUCAAAUCUCAGCAAGACACUAAGCAAAGAAGAAGGAGAAAAGUCUGAAAAGACAGAUUUACCUAAGCAGCAGAUUUCCCUGGAUGAAAUGUCAACCAAGAAAGAACAAAUAGCUGAAGCUCUGCAGACUACUCAGUCAUUUUUAGCUAAGCACAGUGACAAAAUGACAGAUGAAGAGAGAAAUGAAAUGGAAAAGCAAGUCAGAUCCCUCCAGGAAAGCUACAGCUUGUUAUCCAAUGAAGCUUUGAAGCAGCUGCAGGAAACACAGUAUCUGGGUGAUGAAAAGAUGCAAGAAAAGGUGAAUAAAGUCAUUGCUGGUGUCAUUGACCAAACGACUGGAGAAGUCCUUUCAGUCUUUCAGUCUAUUUUAAAAGGUUUUAUUGACUACGAAACUGGAAUUAGAUUGCUCGAAAAUCAGCUGAUCCUUUCAGGAAUAAUGUCUCCAGAAUUAGGAGUAUGUUAUGAUUUGGAAGAAGCUAAAGCUCAUGCCUUAAUUGAUGAGCAGGCUCUGUUACAGUUGCAGGAAUUAAGUAACGCAAAGAAGCUCAUUUCAGAAUCAUCAAUAUCAAAUCUUCCAGUUGUAUCUGCUUUAGAACAAGGUCUAAUUUCAGAACCUUUGGCUGUUAAAAUUCUGGAGAAUCAGCUUGCAAGUGGGAACUUGAUUUUGCCAUCUACUGGAGAAAACCUGACUUUGCAGAAUGCUUUCCAGAGAAACCUGAUUCCUCCAACAUUAUACGCAAAGCUUCUGGAAAGACAAGACAUGUGUAAAGAUCUCAUAGACCCCAACUGUGCUGAGAAGAUUUCCCUUGAACAGAUGGUUCAUAGAAGCAUAAUACAUGACCAAACAGGGUUAAGACUCCUACCUGUGAAACCACAAGAAAACGGUAGAAUCAUGUUCAAAUGUGGAAGGAAGAUAACUAUUUUGAGGGCAGCCCAUGAAGGACUCAUUGAUCGGGAAACAAUGUUCAGGCUCCUGGGUGCUCAGUUAAUGUCUGGAGGUAUAAUUGACCCUGACUCAGGGAAGCGAAUGACUGUGGAAGAGGCCAUGAGACAAGGGAUGAUAGAUCAGGACACUGCUUGUGGGAUCCUCACACAUCAGGUUGAGACUGGUGGAAUCCUUUGUCCAAAUUCAGGACGGCGCUUGACUGUUGAUGAAGCUGUGCAAUGUAACUUAAUAUCAUCUACCAGUGCACUGCUGGUAUUAGAAGCACAGAGAGGGUUUGUUGGACUGAUUUGGCCUCACACUGGUGAAAUAUUCCCUAUAUCAACUUCUUUGCACCAAGAGAUGAUAACAAAUGAGCUGGCAUUCAAAAUACUAAAUGAUAGACAGAAAAUAGUUGCGCUUUACAUUCCAGAAACUUGUGAAAUAGUCAGUCUAGAUAGGGCUGCACAAUCAGGGAUAAUAGACAGCAAUACUGUAUCUGUUUUGACCAGCAUGACUUUACCAGAUAAAAUGCCCAGUGUAGAAGAAUUAGAGUCCCCUUGUAAAAACGCUGUAAAAUGGUUAUCAACAUAUGAAUUCCUGCCCUCUGUAUUUCAUGAUUGUGAGGACGAACGUGAAGAUUCUGGCACAGAAGACUCUGUAUGUCAUAAUUCAGAUCAAGCUAAGAAAUUAUUCAUAUCUUAUCUGAUGAUAAAUAGUUAUAUGGAUGCAAACACUGGAGGAAGACUUUUAUUAUAUGAUGGACAACUGCAAGAAGCCAUCAAUAUGUUGCUGGAAGGUGAUGGUGCUGUGUACAAUGUUGAUGUGUCAGAAAUGAAGUCUAAUAGCAAAUACAUAAGCCCAAAAGGAAUUAACCUCAAGUCAGCUGGCAGUGUUCAGGGUGAUCUUUCAGGUGCUGAGAAUACUUCUAAUAACAGGAAAUUAAAUCACUUUGAAGAUUUGGGUAAUUCUGUAUUUUCAAAGGGAGAAGAUCUCCAUGUGUGUAGACCAGAUGUUUGCAAUGCUAUUGGUACUGAGCAAUCAGAAUAUACACAGGAGGUGUUGUUAACUAACCCUACAGAUCUUAGAAACAUAGUAAGUAGCACUCAAAAUUCCAUGGACAGAUAUGCACUCAGAGGUCCUCUGGAGGUUUCUGAGUGGACAGAACUGCGUAAGCAUAACAAUCAGAAGGCAAAUUCAGGAAACACUGAAGGAUAUGUUUCAAAUUACUCAAGUCCAAAUCUUAUUUCAGAAACAGAGAAAGAAGAGAUUUAUAUGACAGACAGUCUGGGUAAUGAAAACAGGAAUGAUAAAACCUUACAAAAUUCCUUGAAUGUGAAUGAUUUGUCAGAUAAUGAAACCUGGAGAGAGCUGGAAAGGCGCCCAAAAUAUGGGCCUCACAUAUUGCAAGCUGACAAUAGCAGAAGGGUGCUGGAUAGCAGCAAGAAAGAUGAUUUUCAGAGAAGCCUUGGUUCAGCCAUCAGUGCAGAUACUGAAUAUAGACAUCCAGAAGGAUUGGAUGGUCACUAUGGUGACACGCUACAGUUUGAAGAUAAUGGAUAUCGUGAGCAACCUCUACAGGACUAUGCUGAUGUAUGUAAUAGGCCAUCCCUGGAGGACUAUCUUUAUGUACAUGGCAGGCCAUUCUCAGAGGAUUGUACUGUUUUGCAGAGUAAGCUGUGUCUGGAAGACACUGGAGAUGUGCACUGCAGGCCUUCAUUGCAUGGUGAUACUGUUACAAAUGAUGGACCACCUGUGGGGGACAGUAACAGCAUAGCACAAAGGCUAACAGUAGAAGAAAGGAGUCUUACAUUUGACAAGUUACUGCUGUGUGACAGUAGUUCUGACUCAUCCAUAGAAGGGAGUGAUGGCAUCCCACAGCUUGAAAGUAACUGCUUGCAGCAUGUAAGUAAGGUGGCUUCUGAAGAUGACAGCUCUCAGUUUGAUGAUGAUGAUGACGCCUAUGAAACACCUCAGGUUGAUGAUGAUGGUGACAGUGAUGUCUAUGAUACUCCACAAAUUGAUGACAAUGAUUCCUAUGACAGUCCUCAAGGUGAUGAUGGUUUUGAUACCUUGCAGUUGGGGGAUGAUGAUACACCAGAGCCAGAAUUGUCUGAAAUGUCAGUUCCAUUAGGUUUUCUAGAAGAGAGAGGUGGUCUAAUAACCAUGAGAGAAGAAACCAGCUCUUUUCAAGAACUUGCAACUGAUGUUGGAGAGACUGUCCAUAUAAAUCUGACAGGUCUACCUGAGAGUGUAAAUACAGCUUCUACAAGUGUCGAAACUAUGGAAAGAAUCCCUGAGGAGGAAAUGGAAAGAACAGGGAACAGGAAAGAACUGGAAAGAACAGUUACUCUGGAGAGUGAAGGAAGAAGGGAGGAGGGCCUUUGUUCUUUACAGAAGGUGUAUGAAGCAGAAGUAGGAGACAGAAAUGAGGAAGAUGAAAUGAAAGCAGAAAGUGAGUCCUCUGAGGAUGAAUCUGAAGGAACACAGGAGGAAGAAGAUGAUGAGGAGUAUUAUGAUAGCUAUGAUGACUCUGACACUGAUCCUGACAGUGAUGAAGAAAUGGAUGUUUUUUACUCACGCCGUCAAUGUAUAAGCAAAGGUGACCAGCUGUUAAUUUCCUUAGGAGACCAAGAAAAGAGUGAUGGAAAUGAUCAGAAUAUUGAUGACCAUUGCUAUUCUUUAGGCUGGAAGAGAGGGUAUACUUCGCAAAUCCAGUCUAACCAUGAAAAUGGGAAACUAUAUUCAGGAAAAUGUGAAUCUGCAUCAGAUGUUUCUGAGGAAAGAUGUGUUAGUCUUACAUGUACAAGUGAAGAAGACAGACAGCAGGAAACAGAAGAUGAAUAUGGGACUUGUGUCAAAAGUAAACACAUGUCACAAGAUAUUACUAAGCCCAUUCAGUCUAAAAAUACCUUUGACACUAAAUGGAUGUCCUGUAGGAGUGAGGAAAAUAAUAAAAGGCAUCUUAAGGUUCAAAGUUCUCAGCUUCUUGAUGAUGUUGUGACACCACCUGACAUUACUGUAAUAGCCUUCCCAAUUACAAAGCAAGCUACUGGUGAUGAUGAAAGUACGAUGCCAGUGUUACAUUCAAAUCAUGGUCAAAGACAGAGAGAAGCAGUAUUUGCAGAGGAAAAAGUGUUAAACUAUAUGGCUGGUAUGGAACAACUAAAGGAAAGUUCAUCCCAAAUGGACAACAAAUUCCUUGUGGAUAUGCCUUGUGUGAGUCCUGGUGAUAGAUCACUUAGUGACCAAGUACAUCCAGUCACUGGUAGGAAGCAUGGUCAAAUAGGAGAAGGUUUUGAAAUUCUUACAGAAAAUAAAAAUAGAGUAAAUAUUUUGGAGGAAUGUGAUAUCAUGGGGCUAAGUAAAAGUCCCAUUCAGAUGGAAAGCCUUGGGGAAAUAUUUGAUGCAUCAGUAAUUAAAGCUGGUAGAGAAACUCCUGUUUCAAGUAAAGAACAAGUAAAUGUUGAUCAAGGUUUGCUUGACGUUGGAGGUGGUGCAAAAUCAGAGGAAUUUAAGAGAGAUUUUAACAUUUCGGCUUUUUUAAAACAAUGUACAACAGAUGCAAAAGAAGGCAGCCAUUCAGAAUUGGAUGAAACUGAAUCCUGUUGCCUUGAGGACAGGGAAAGAGGGGAAAAGGGUAUACAGAAUGAAAAGGAUUUUCUGCUCGAUACAGAAGAAGUGCAUUCAAGUGAAUGCACUUACUCUUUCCCCCCAACAGAUACAGUGAAACCAAAGGAAAUUAGCAUAACUAAAGAAACAGAGAGAGUUAUGUGUCAAAAUACUGACAAUAUUCUUAAAGACUUUUCAGAAAACAAGAGCAGCAAUGAUACUGAAUUUUCCCCAAUAACAGCAGAUGCUUUAGGAAGUACUGAGGAUGCCAAAGAAUCAAGGGAUGGGAGUGAAGUGCUACCUUCUGGGAGUCGUACCCAUACCACUGAUGUUUAUUCUGCAAUUCUGAGCAGCAUGGGGCCUGACUUGAGUUAUGGUGCCCAGAAAGAACAUGAGACGCUGAAAAACACAAAGGGAGAAAACUUCAUGGCCAGUGAGACUUCUUCCCUUGGAAAUGAUUUCAAAAAAGGACAAAUGUCCAUGCAGUCAUUACAAAAGGAAACUGCACCCUGCAAAGAUUUUCAAGUAAAGGAAGGUAUUUCACAAUUGCCAGAAAUGACUGAUGCACUAAUGGAAGACUUAAAGAAUAUAUUACAAAGGAAAUUGAAAAUGGGACAUGUUUACUGCACGCAGGAGGGUGAACCCCUAAGUUACUCCAAUACCAAAACUUUAAUGCAAAAUUUACUUGCAAUGGUUAGAAGCACCCAGCUUAGGAGUGACACGUCUAGUGGGUCAAAUCUCAAGCAAAUAAGCAGUGCAGUUAGAACUGCAUUAAUGGUUACCACACCAUGUACAGAGCCAAAGGACAGUGGUACUCUUUCAUUGCUUUGGCCUGAUUGCAGAAGUCCUGAUCUCCUUCGUGAUAUUCUGAAGCAAGAAUCCUGCAAGGAAAAGAUGGAUGAUCCAGAUGAAAGGAAGGGUGAAACAGACGUGAAAACUCCUGUUCCAAAACUUACUACUUCUGAACUUGUGGAGAUUUUUCAAAUCUCACCUGGAGAUGAAAGUAUAAGCAAGUUAGAGGAGCUGAUAAGUAGUUUGCUUACAACCUCACAGGUUGCUGGUAUCACAACAGAACGGGAUGGUAAAGGCAAAGUAGAUGGGCUUUGUACUCUUUUCUCAACAGAACAAUCAGAGUUUGGAUCAGAAAUUGCUAAAGAGAAAACAUUGGCAGACAACACAGGCAUUGCUUGGAAAAGUGACCAGGAGCAUGGGAAGACAAACAGCUUGUCCAAAAGCUGUACUGAGGCUUUUUUCAAAACAAAAGAAGCAGUCCUAGAAGACACCCCCACUAGUAUGGUCGAUGGAGUACAGCAAUGUGUAAAGUUAACAGACAAAAUGCGAGGACAUCAGGCAGUGCUUCAGGAUAUGAAAAGCCACCUAGAUAACCAGCAGCCUAUUAGUAACAACCUGGAAAUACUAAAAGAUGAAUUGGAACAACUAGAGUCAUUUGAAUCAGGAUUGGCUACCUUUGCAAUUAUCCUAAAAAAGGACAUGAAGUUGACAGAAGAGUUUUUAAAGUUUUGUCACAGGGAUAUUCCUGAGGAGAAACUUAAAGAGCUAAAGAUAAGCUACGACUAUUUGCAGGAAGCAUUUCUGGUGGUCUGUGAUACAUCUUCGAAACGAGCAAAACAAGUAGUCUGUGCUAUUGAGUUGGAAAUGUCUAAGCUUGCAGUAUUACACCAGCAACUUUUAAGCAAGCUGCAGAGAUUUUCAGACUGGAUCACAGAAAACAGUAAAAUCGUGAACGACUUUGUAGUGAAUACGAAUGAUAUAGAAGAGGUGAAGAAAAGUUUACAGCUACUUAAAAACAGUGCUGCAGAGCUCAGCUGUAAAAAAAUGCAACUGGAGUCCACUGCAUUCGAUGUUCAGUUCUUCAUUUCUGAACAUGCCCAAGACCUUUCUCCUAAUCAGAGCAAACAGCUGCUGAGGCUCUUAAAUACCACCCAGAAAUUUUUUCAGGAAGUACAGGAAGCAAUAACAUCUCAAGUGGAAAGUUUAGAGACUCAGUUGCAGGCAGCGCAAGAGCUGGGUGAUCAGAAGGAUGUGGCUGAACGGCAGCAGGAAUGCAAAGAGAAGCUGCAGGAAAUCUGUGAUUUGCUUACACAGACUGAAAAUCGCCUCAUUGGACAGCAAGAGUCUCUUGUUAUUGGAGACAGCAAGGCUGAGCUAGAACAAUACCAGACCAAACAGGAGGAGAUACAAAAAGACAUGAGAAUGAGUGCCCAGACACUGGCAGAGAUUGUGAAAAAUACUGAAACCUUCUUGAAAGAAAAUGGAGAAAAGCUGUCAGAAGAAGACAAGACUAUUCUUGAACAGAAACUGAAUGAAGCUAAGACAAAGUGUUUGCUCCUUAGCCAGAGGGCAGAAGAGUCCAAAAAAGAACUGGAUAAAGCUAUGACAACAGCAAUUAAACAGGAAACAGAAAAGGUGGCAGCCAUAGAACAGCUGGAAGAAAGUAAAAAUACAAUAGAAAAUCUCCUGGAUUGGUUAUCAAAUGUGGAUAAAGAAGCAGAGCACAGCCGGAAAUUUAAGGAGACGAUAGAACAGAAUGGAACACACUUUGAAGAGGGAGAUGUGAAGGCUUUGGAAGGAGAGGAGGAUGAUGUCAAUGGUAAUCUGCUGGAAUUUCAGCAAGACAUUGAAACUCGGGUGGAUGGACUAGUAAAAAGCACAGAAGAUAAUCUGAACCAGCAGUAUCAGAAAGUCAAGGCUCAACAUGAGAAAAUUAUUUCACAGCAGCAGGCUGUCAUAGUAGCAACUCAGUCUGCUCAGGCACUGCUUGAGAAACAAGGGCACUACCUUUCCCCUGAAGAAAAAGACAAGAUGCAAAGGAACAUGAAAGAGCUGAAGGCUCAGUAUGAGACUGCUUUAGCUGAAUCAGAACGGAAAAUGAAGUUGACUCAUUCCCUAAGAGAAGAACUUGAGAAAUUUGACGCAGACUAUAGUGAAUUUGAAACCUGGCUGCAGCAGGCAGAACAAGAACUUGACAAUUUGGAGGCAGGGGCUUCUGACUUUAGUGGUAUUAUGGUCAAACUGAAGAGGCAGAAGAGUUUUUCAGAAGAUGUUAUAUCUCACAAAGGUGAUUUACGGUAUAUUACAAUUUCCGGACAAAGAGUUUUAGAUGCUGCAAGGUCAUGUAGCAAAAGAGAUGGUGUGAAAGUUGACAAAGAUGGUAUCGAUACUUCGGCUACGUACGCUGAAGUGCAAAAUAAACUGGAUAGUGCUUCAGAUCGUUUCAAAUCUCUCUAUACAAAGUGUAGCAUCCUUGGAAAUAACCUUAAAGACCUGGUGGAUAAAUACCAGCAUUAUGAAGAUGCCUCAUCUGGACUUUUGUCGGGUCUCCGGGCCUCUGAAAUAGCUGUGAACAAACAACUAUCAGAGCCAAUUGCAGUGGAUCCCAAAAAUCUCCAAAGACAACUAGAAGAAACUAAGGCUCUUCAGGGGCAAGUGUCUAACCAUCAAAUUGCUGUAGAAAAACUGAAAAAAGCUGCUGAAGUGUUACUGGAUACAAGGGGAGAGUUGACACCAGACAAAGAUGAGAUUCAGAAAACACUGGAUGAUAUUGUGGAGAGGUAUGACAAUUUAUCCAAGUCUGUGAAUGAAAGGAAUGAGAAGCUCCAAAUAACUCUGACACGAUCCCUGAGCGUGCAGGAUGGUUUGGAUGAAAUGCUGGAUUGGAUGGAAAGUGUUGAAAAGAGCCUUGAAGAACAAGACCAAGUGCCUUUGAGUUCUGCUGCUAUUCAGGAUAUUAUUAGUAAAAGCAUUGUGCUAGAACAAGACAUUGCGGGUCGCCAAAGCAGUAUAAACACUAUGAAUGAAAAAGUGAAGAAGUUCACAGAAACAGCAGAUCCGUCCACUGCAUCCACACUGCAAGCUAAAAUGAGUGAACUUGCAGGACGGUUUUCUGAAGCAAGUAACAAGCAUAAAGAGAAGCUUAUGAAAAUGGAGGAAUUGAAGACUAAAGUGGAGUUAUUUGAAGAUCUGUCAGAAAAACUUCAGUCAUUUCUAGAUGAGAAAAACCAGGCACUCAGUGAGACCGAGGCACCAAGAAAGGAUGUUAGUGAAGUGUCUCAGUAUAUGCAGGAAGCUAGUGUAGAAUUGGCACAACAUAAGAAAGAUCUGGAAGUUUUGCAGCAGCUUCUUGAAGAACUUUCAUUCCAUGCUCUUCCUGGAGAUAAAGCAUUGGUGUCAGAAAAAGUAAAUGCUUUGUCAAAGAAAUUCAGAGAGGUAGAGGAGACUGUAAAGGAAAAAGAAGAGGAUGUAUCAUCUUGUCAGAAACAAAUGGAUGCUUUCGAGCUCCUUGUAGAAUCAUUAAAGAAAUGGAUAAAAGAGACGACAGAACAAAUUCCAGCAGUGCAGCCCUCUCUGAAUACAGAGGAGUUAAAGAAACCUUUGGAAGAUACAUUGAAUUUGAAAGAUGAAUGGACAUUAAAAGCACCUGAACUGCAGAAAAUGAAUAGCAGAGGAACAUUGCUGUGUAAUCUAAUUACUGCUGUGACUUCUCCUGCCAAACUGAGAGCAGUUGCCAAAUCAGGUGGCACAAUGUUAAAUGGUGAAGGAGGAGCUCCAGGAACUCAGGAUUUCUUGAAAAAUAAAGAACUGACAACUGUUCAACAAGCUAUGUCUGAUGUAAAUCACAGUUACGAAGAUUUGGGAGUUUUAUUGAAGGAAAAGGUUUCAGAACUAGAAAGUAUGCUUUCAAAAAUGCAGAAUAUUCAGGAAGAAUCAACCUCAGUGAUGCAGUGGUUGCAAAAAAUGGACAAAACUGCAUCAGAUUGGGAAGCUGCUCCAACUGAUAGUGAAGCGGUUAAAGCCCUAGUUGAGCAACAUAAGCUUUUUGAAACUGAAUUAAAGCAAAGUGCGAAUAAAGUGCAGGAACUAAAGGACAAAGUGACAGAGCUGUUGGAGAAGAAUCCUGACUCUCCUGAGGCACCCAAGUGGAGACAAACAUUGGAUAAAAUAGAUUCCAAAUGGAAAGAGCUCAAUCAAGUCACAUCUGAGAGACAACAAAAACUGGAGGAGUCUUCAAAUUACCUGACCCAGUUCCAGACAGCAGAAGCUCAGUUAAAGCACUGGCUUGUAGAAAAGGAGCUAAUGGUCAGUGUGCUGGGACCACUAUCAAUUGAUCCCAAUAUGCUGAAUACACAGAAGCAACAGGUUCAGAUUCUGCUCAAAGAGUUUGACACCAGAAAACCACAAUAUGAACAGUUAACUACGGCUGGUGAAGGGAUUCUGAAGAGACCUGGUGAACGUUCACCCUCCCAUGAAAUUGUAAAGGAGCAAUUGGCAGCUGUAGCACAAAAAUGGGACAGUCUAACUGGCCAACUGAGGGACAGAUGUGACCGAAUUGACCGAGCCAUCGUGAAGAGCAGAGAGUAUCAAAGUCUGCUCAGAAGUCUGUCUGAUAAGCUAAGUGCCUUGGAUAGCAAACUAAGCAGCAGCCUGGCUGUGAGUACGCAGCCUGAUGCUGUGAAACAACAACUGGAAAUUGCUAGAGAAAUGAAGGAGGAAAUAGAACAGGAAAUGAAGAAUAUAAAUGCAGCUCAAGCUCUUUGUGAAGAGCUGUCAAUGCUGGUUGGAGAAGAGUAUUUGAAAGCAGAACUUACAAGACAGUUAGAUGGCAUCUUAAAAUCAUUUAAGGAUAUUGAGCAAAAAUCAGAUAACCAUGUUCAGCAGCUUCAGUCAGCGUAUGCCGCUUCUCAUCAGUUCCAGCAAAUGUCUAAGGACUUUCAGGCUUGGCUAGGCAAAAAGAAAGAAGAGCUGAACCAGGCUCGUCCUGUAUCAGCCAAACUUGAUACCUUGCAAUCACUAAUUGAAGAACAGAAAGAUUUUAAGACGACCAUGACCAAUCAGAUUAGUUCAUAUGAAAGAAUUGUUGCAGAAGGAGAAAGUAUCUUACAGAAGACUCAGGGAGCUGACAAAGCAGCAUUACAGUCCCAAAUUGCCACACUCAGAAGUAACUGGGAUGAAAUGAAUAAGCAGGUAAAAGAAAGGCAAGAUAAAUUAACAGAUUGUCUGGAGAAAGCCCUCAGAUACAAGCAGCAUGUAGAAAACCUGCAGCCAUGGAUAGAGAAAUGCCAAAGCAACCUGUGUGAAUUAAAAGUUGGCAUAAACCCUGUUGAAAUAGAGAAUUCUAUUGUUCAGGUGAAGGCCUGGCAGAAGGACCUGGAUAAACACCAUGGGAUGGUGGAGCUAUUAAAUAAUACUGCUGAAAGUUUGCUCAGUGCAAGUCAAACAGAUAAAGAAAUUGUUGAAGAAGAAACUAAGGUGCUUAAUCAGAAAGUGAAUGUGGUCACAGAACAAUUACAUAAGAAGAGAGAGUGCUUGGAAAAUAUGGCACAAAUGCUGAAGGAGUUCCAGGAAUCCUCCAGGGAAACUGAAAAACAGCUUAAAAGUGCCAGAGAGCAUCUGGAAGCUCAUGACUCGCUUGGACCUCAGUCAUUCAGUAACAAACACCUGACAAUGAUGCAGGCCCAGCAGAAAACCUUGCAGGCUUUAAAGCCUCGUAUUGAUUUAGCUAAAAAGCUUGCCCAAGACCUGGUGGUAGAAGCUUCUGAUUCAGCAGGUGUUUCUGACCUUCUGCUCCAAGCUGAAUCUUUGGAGCGAGAAUACACUGCAGUGAACCAGCAGGUUGAAGAAAGGUGCUCGUUCUUAGAGGCAAAACUUCAGGGAAUCGGCCAUUUCCAAAACAGCAUCCGAGAGAUGUUCUCUCAGUUUGCAGAGUUUGAUGAUGAACUUGAUAGCAUGGCUCCAGUGGGGAGAGAUCUCGAGGUACUGCAAUCACAGAGAGAGGACAUAAAACAUUUCUUGAAAAAGCUGGAAGAUCUUAUAAUGAAUAAUGAAAAUGCUAAUAAAAACUGUAAGAUGAUGCUAGCCACAGAAGCUGAAGCUUCUCCUGAUCUUGUUGGCAUAAAAAGAGACUUGGAAGCUUUAAAUAAACAGUGUAACAAGCUACUAGACAGAGCAAAAGCCAGGGAAGAUCAAGUGGAGGGUACUAUUAGCCGUGUUGAGGAGUUUUACCAUAAGCUACAAGAAUUUUCUAGUCUGCUUGGGAGAGCUGAAGAACGUGAAGAGUCACAAGGUCCUGUUGGAAUGGAAACAGAGGCUAUUAAUCAGCAGCUGAAUACAUUCAAGGUAUUCCAGAAAGAAGAAAUUGAACCCCUACAAAUAAAACAACAGGAGGUAAAUUGGUUGGGUCAAGGCCUUAUUCAAAGUGCUGCUAAAAGUACCAACACAGAAAACCUUGAACACGACCUUGAAGAUGUCAACACCCGAUGGAAGACUCUUAAUAAGAAGGUUGCCCAGCGUGCUGCGCAGUUGCAGGAAGCUCUCCUUCACUGUGGGAGAUUUCAGGAUGCACUUGAAUCUCUGCUUAGCUGGCUCAUCGAUACAGAAGACCUUGUGGCUAAUCAGAAACCACCAUCUGCUGAAUUCAAAGUUGUGAAGGCCCAAAUACAAGAACAGAAACUUCUCCAGCGGUUGCUGGAUGACCGCAAGCCUACUGUUGAGGUAAUCAAGCGUGAAGGGGAGAAAAUUGCAGAGUCAGCAGAACCUGCUGAUAGAGUGAAAAUUUUGAAACAGUUGAGCUUCCUGGAUAGUCGAUGGGAUGCAUUGCUCAGUAAAGCUGAAACAAGGAACCGUCAGUUGGAAGGCAUCUCGGUGGUAGCACAGCAGUUCCACGAAGCUCUAGAGCCACUGGUGGAGUGGCUGACUGCCACAGAGAAGAGGCUUGCAAAUGCAGAACCCAUUGGAACGCAGGCCUCCAAACUGCAGCAGCAAAUUUCUCAGCAUAAAGCCCUAGAAGAUGAUGUCCUAGCUCACAAUAAGAGUUUACUUCAGGCCAUUAGCACUGGUCAGUCUCUAAAGACUAUGAGCUCCAGGGAAGAUAAAGAUAUGGUGCAGGAAAAGCUAGAUUCUUCUCAGGCCCGAUACAUUGAGAUUCAAGAGAAGAGCAACAGCAGGUCUGAACUUCUCCAGCAAGCUUACAGCAAUGCUCAGAUUUUUGGGGAGGACGAAGUUGAAUUGAUGAACUGGCUGAAUGAAAUCCAUGAUAAACUGAGCAAAUUGUCAGUCCAAGAUUGCAACACAGAAUUGCUUGAGAAGCAGCACUCUGAACUACUGGACCUUCAGGAAGAGAUUCUUCUUAGAAAACAAAAUGUUGAUUUGGCUAUACAAAAUGGCUUAGAGCUUCUCAAGCAAACAACAGGUGAUGAAGUUGUAAUAAUUCAAGAUAAACUGGAAGGCAUUAAAGUGAGGUACAAAGACAUUACAAAACUGAGUUCUGAUGUAUCCAAGACCUUAGAGCAGGCUCUGCAGCUUGCUGGUCAACUGCACUCGACUCAUGAGGAACUCUGCAAAUGGCUUGAUGAAGUGGAGGUGGAGUUACUUUCAUAUGAAACUCAAAUACCAAAGGGUGAAGAAUUAAGCCAAGUACAAGAAAGACAAAAAGAGUUGAAAAAAGAAGCAAAGAACAACAAAGCCUUACUGGACACUCUGAAUGAAGUUGGCAGUGCCUUCCUCGAGCUGGUGCCAUGGAGGGCCAGAGAGGGGCUCGACAAGAUGAUAACGGAGGACAACGAACGUUACAGAUUAGUGAGUGACACAAUCUCUCAGAAGGUGGAUGAGAUUGAUGCUGCCAUCCUGAGAUCCCAGCAGUUUGAUCAAGCAGCUGAUGCUGAAUUUGCCUGGAUUGCAGAAACAGAAAAGAAACUGAUGUCUCUGGGUGAUAUUAGGCUUGAGCAAGACCAGACCACGGCUCAGCUACAAGUUCAAAAGGCUUUUACCAUGGAGAUUUUGAGGCACAAAGAUACUAUAGAUGAACUUGUUAAAUCUGGGGAUAAGAUUAUGAGCACGUGCACUGAAGAAGAGAAACAGACCAUAAAGAAAAAAAUGGAAAGCCUCUUACAGAAAUAUGAUGCAGUCUGUCAAAUGAACUCUGAGAGAAACCUCCAGCUGGAACGGGCUCAGUCCCUGGUUAACCAGUUCUGGGAGACAUAUGAAGAGCUUUGGCCAUGGUUAACUGAAACAGAAAUGAUCAUCUCUCAGCUUCCUGCACCAGCCCUUGAAUAUGAAACUUUAAAGCAACAACAGGAAGAGCAUAGGCAACUGCGUGAGCUGAUCGCUGAGCACAAGCCUCAUAUAGAUAAGAUGAACAAAACUGGGCCUCAGUUGCUGGAGCUAAGCCCAGGAGAAGGUUUUUCUAUCCAAGAGAAAUAUGUGGCAGCUGACACUCUUUACGGUAAAAUUAAGGAAGAUGUCAAAAAGCGAGCACUGGCACUGGAUGAAGCCAUUUCUCAGUGUACCCAGUUUCAUGACAAGAUAGAUCCAACUCUUGAGAGUCUGAAACGCAUUGUUGAACGUCUGAGGCAGCCGCCUUCGAUCUCAGCAGAGGUUGAGAAGAUUAAAGAGCAAAUCAGUGAAAAUAAGAAUGUGUCAGUGGAUCUGGAAAAACUUCAGCCGGUGUAUGAGACACUUAAACAGAGAGGGGAGGAAAUGAUUGCUCGCUCAGAAGGAGCUGAUAAGGAUAUAUCUGCUAAAGCUGUUCAGGAUAAACUGGACCAAAUGGUCCUCAUUUGGGAAGACAUCCAGACCUUGACUGAAGAAAGGGAGGCCAAAUUGUUGGAUGUAAUGGAACUAGCUGAAAAGUUUUGGUGUGAUCAUAUGGCUCUCGUAGUAACUAUUAAAGAUACUCAGGACUUCAUUCGAGAACUGGAGGGACCUGGAGUUGACCCAUCCGUAGUCAAACAACAGCAAGAAGCUGCUGAGGCUGCUAAAGAAGAAAUUGAUGGACUACAAGAAGAACUAGAAGCAGUUGUGAGUCUUGGCUCUGAACUUAGAGCUGCUUGUGGAGAGCCUGACAAACCUAUUGUCAACAAGAGUAUAGAUGAGCUGAAUUCUGCCUGGGAUGCCUUAAACAAAACAUGGAAAGAACGAGUGGAUAAGCUUGUCGAAGCUAUGCAGGCAGCUGUUCAGUACCAAGAUGGACUGCAGGCAAUAUUUGACUGGGUAGACAUUGCUGGCAGCAAGUUAGCAUCUAUGUCCCCUGUCGGAACAGAUCUGGAGACAGUGAAGCAGCAAACUGAGGAACUUAAGCAAUUUAAGACAGAAGCUUAUCAGCAGCAGAUAGAAAUGGAAAGACUGAACCAUCAGGCAGAACUAUUGCUGAAGAAGGUAACAGAGGAGAGUGACAAGCACACUGUUCAAGACCCUCUCUCAGAGCUCAAACUAAUGUGGGACAGCCUAGAAGAAAAAAUUAUAAAUAGACAGCACAAGCUGGAAGGUGCCUUGUUAGCCUUGGGGCAGUUCCAGCAUGCCCUGGAUGAGUUACUGACAUGGCUGACGCAUACAGAAGACUUGCUGAAUGAACAGAAACCUGUGGGUGGAGACCCCAAGGCUAUUGAAAUUGAACUUGCCAAACAUCAUGUGCUACAAAAUGAUGUUUUAGCUCAUCAGUCUACGGUGGAAGCAGUUAAGAAAGCAGGAAAUGACCUGAUUGAAUCAAGUGCUGUUGAAGAAGCAAGUAAUUUACGGAGCAAAUUGGAACUUCUGAAUCAGCGCUGGCAAAACCUUUUGGAAAAAACAGAACAAAGGAAACAGCAGCUGGACAGUGCCUUGAUCCAGGCCCAAGGUUUCCAUGGUGAAGUUGAAGAUCUGCAGCAAUGGCUGACAGACACCGAACGUCAGCUGUUGGCAUCAAAACCUGUUGGAGGCUUACCAGAAACAGCAAGAGAGCAGCUUAAUACCCAUAUGGAACUUUGUGCUGCCUUUGAAGCCAAAGAAGAGACAUAUAAGUGUCUGAUGCAGAAAGGCCAGCAGAUGCUUGCAAGAUGCCCAGAGUCUGCUGAAACAAACGUUGAGCAGGACAUAAAUAACUUAAAAGAAAAAUGGGAAUCAGUACAAACAAAGCUCAGUGAAAGAAAAACCAAACUGGAAGAAGCCCUCAAUUUAGCAAUGGAGUUCCACAACUCACUUCAAGAUUUCAUCAAUUGGCUUACUCAGGCUGAGCAAACUCUAACUGCAGCUUCUCGGCCAAGUCUUAUCUUGGACACAGUGUUGUUUCAAAUUGAUGAACACAAGGUUUUUGCCACAGAAGUGAAUUCUCAUCGAGAUCAGAUCAUAGAGCUGGAUAAAACUGGAACCCAUUUGAAAUAUUUCAGCCAGAAACAGGAUGUUGUCCUUAUUAAGAAUCUGCUGAUUAGUGUACAGAGUCGAUGGGAAAAAGUAGUUCAACGCUUAGUUGAAAGGGGAAGAGCUUUGGAUGAUGCAAGGAAAAGAGCCAAACAGUUCCAUGAAGCCUGGCACAAACUUAUGGAAUGGCUAGACGAGUCAGAGAAAUCUUUGGAUGCAGAUCUUGAAAUUGCAAAUGACCCUGACAAAAUAAAAAUGCAGCUUGCACAGCAUAAGGAAUUCCAGAAAUCUCUUGGUGCCAAACAUUCUGUGUAUGAUACAACAAAUAGGACUGGACGCUCCUUGAAAGAGAAAACCACCUUGGCUGACGACAAUUUGAAACUUGAUGAUAUGCUGAGUGAACUAAGGGAUAAGUGGGAUACAAUUUGUGGAAAAUCAGUGGAAAGACAAAAUAAACUGGAGGAAGCUCUGUUAUUUUCGGGACAAUUUACUGAUGCUCUGCAAGCACUCAUUGACUGGUUAUACAAAAUUGAACCUCAGCUAGCGGAAGAUCAGCCAGUACACGGAGACAUUGAUUUAGUGAUGAACCUGAUUGACAAUCACAAGGUCUUCCAGAAGGAGCUGGGAAAAAGAACAAGCAGUGUCCAGGCUCUGAAGCGCUCUGCCAGAGAGCUGAUAGAAGGCAGUCGUGAUGACUCUUCCUGGGUCAAAGUCCAAAUGCAAGAGCUAAGCACUCGCUGGGAGACAGUUUGUGCCCUGUCAGUAUCCAAGCAAACACGACUGGAACAAGCUCUUCGGCAGGCAGAAGAAUUCCACUCUGUUGUCCAUGUCCUUUUGGAGUGGCUGGCAGAGGCAGAGCAGGCCCUUCGUUUCCAUGGGGUUCUUCCAGAUGAUGAAGAGGCCUUGCGUACACUGAUAGACCAGCACAGGGAAUUCAUGAAGAAACUGGAAGAGAAAAAGGCAGAACUGAAUAAAGCAACAGGUAUGGGAGAAGCUAUCCUAGCUAUCUGCCACCCGGACUCCAUCACCACCAUUAAGCACUGGAUAACAAUCAUCAGAGCCAGGUUUGAAGAGGUCUUAGCAUGGGCUAAACAACAUCAACAGAGACUGGCAGGAGCUCUGGCUGGACUUAUUGCUAACCAGGAAUUGCUGGAAGCCUUGCUGUCCUGGUUGCAGUGGGCAGAGACUACACUUACUGAAAAAGAUAAAGAGGUUAUCCCCCAGGAGAUUGAGGAAGUUAAAGCACUUAUAGCCGAACAUCAGACAUUCAUGGAGGAAAUGACCAGAAAACAACCUGAUGUGGAUAAAGUUACAAAGACCCAUAAAAGAAAGGCACUUGAACCCACUCCAGUACAAUCUCAUAUUCCUGUCCUUGAUAAGGGGAGAGCAGGAAGAAAGCGUUCCCCAACACCAGGCAUAUAUCCGUCAGCAACCCAGGCGCAAAUCGAAACCAAGAAUCCGCGGGUAAACCUUUUAGUCAGCAAAUGGCAGCAAGUCUGGCUCCUGGCCUUGGAAAGAAGAAGAAAACUUAAUGAUGCUUUGGACAGACUUGAGGAGCUGAGAGAAUUUGCCAACUUUGAUUUUGAUAUUUGGAGGAAAAAGUACAUGCGAUGGAUGAACCAUAAGAAGUCUCGUGUGAUGGACUUUUUUAGGAGGAUUGACAAAGAUCAGGAUGGAAAGAUAACAAGGCAGGAAUUUAUCGAUGGAAUUCUUUCUUCAAAAUUCCCAACAAGCCGACUUGAAAUGAGUGCUGUUGCAGACAUUUUUGAUAGAGAUGGUGACGGUUAUAUUGACUAUUACGAAUUUGUAGCAGCUCUUCAUCCAAACAAAGAUGCAUACAAGCCUCUCACAGAUGCUGACAAAAUUGAAGACGAGGUUACAAGGCAGGUAGCUAAAUGUAAAUGUGCCAAACGGUUUCAGGUGGAACAGAUUGGGGAUAACAAGUACAGGUUCUUCCUGGGAAAUCAGUUUGGUGACUCUCAACAACUGCGCCUUGUUCGUAUCCUAAGAAGUACAGUCAUGGUUCGUGUUGGAGGUGGCUGGAUGGCACUUGAUGAGUUCUUAGUGAAAAAUGAUCCUUGCAGGGUUCAUCAUCACGGGAGUAAAAUGUUACGUUCGGAAUCAAACUCUUCAAUUACCACUCAGCCUACUAUAGCUAAAGGGAGGACAAAUGUGGAGCUGCGUGAAAAGUUCAUUUUGGCAGAUGGUGCCAGUCAGAGCAUGGCAGCUUUCCGACCAAGGGGCCGUAGAUCACGACCCUCUUCAAGGGGUGCUUCUCCCAACAGAUCUACUUCUCUGUCAAGUCAAGCUGGCCAGGCAGCUGCCCCGCAAGCAGUUGCUACAAGUACGCCGAAGACACCCCAUCAUUUAACACGCAACUAUGGUAAACCAUGGUUGACAAACAGCAAAACGUCAACUCCUUCUAAGCCACCAGAAUCCUCAGACUAUCAAGGGUCGUCUGCAGAGGGAACACCGAUUCAAGGAAGUAAACUCAGACUGCCAGGAUAUCUAUCAGGGAAGGGUUUCCACUCUGGAGAAGACAGUGGCAUCCUGUCAACAGCAGCUACCAGAGUUAGAGCUCAGUUUGCAGAAACGAGAAGAACUCCAAGCAGACCUGGAAGCCGAGCAGGAAGCAAGGCUGGCAGCAGGUCAAGUAGCCGCCGAGGCAGUGACGCAUCUGACUUUGACAUUUCAGAAAUCCAGUCUGUGUGCUCAGAUAUAUCAGAGACUGUUCCUGCUACAAACAGACCGACACCCCGAGCAGGUUCUCGGCCAGGAUCGGCCAAGCCUUCUAAAAUUCCAACUCCCCAGAGAAGGCCCCUAGCCAGCAAAUUGGACAAGUCCUUGAAGAGAUAAUAUGAUUGGCUCCCUAAAGGUCUUUUCCUUUUGCAUUAAGUAUUUAAGUUCGUAAGAUGUAAAAUAUUAUGUAGAAAUUAUUGUGAAAUAUCGCGAGAGGUGGAUUUUUAAUUCUGCAGAUGGCCUUAUUUGUGUAUUUGUCUUCUUAUUUUAUGUGUAUAAUUUUUCGUCAGAUUUGUUUUUCUUUCUGCCAUAUCCUGUGAGAAGGGGGAAGAGUUCUAAUGUAAACUAACAGUUGUACACAGUGAUGUGUAGAAAGUACACUAAAAAUAAUUGCCGAAUGUACAGUGUACUGAAUGUACAGUAAGCCUCUGCAACCUGAACAAAAUAGGCCUAUCACUAUGUCAUUAGUUAACAGUAAAGGAUACCUCAUGAUUUUUCUUGAAAAAGAGAAUACUAAAAAGCCAAAAGACACAAUUACACAUUUUGAGCUAAGUAAACAAACACUAAAGGAUGUACGUCAAAACUACUAAGGAAUACAAACCCACGUUCACGUUACCCUUAUUUAUACAGCAUCUCUCAGAGAACUCACAGAGUUAAUUAAGCACUCGCCAGUAAUAUGAUACUCCAAUACCUUGCAGCGUUUCUGUGCCAUUGCUUUCAACGAGGCCAGACACAUUCUGGAUAUCUGAACUACUAUUCUGUAAGAAUAUCAAUAUAAAGUGCAUUCAUGUAAAUGUGAGGUUUUCUUUUGCUUGAGUGGAUGGUAGCACUGUAUCAUUGAACUCAUUUUGUAUCAAAGCAAUUUUGCUUGCAGAACGCUCUGAAAUAAACAUGUCCCUUAACUUUAUUUUUAUUGUAUUUCUUAUUUCACAGGAAGAUAAUUUUCUGCAUUGUUUUAGGCAUAUAUGAUUUCAGAUGACCAAUAAUUACCAUAGUAACAUAGGUUUUAAUGUAAUUUCCCAUUAUCAGCAAUCAGAUUUUGGUUAGCUACUGUAUUUGUUUAAUAAAACAGUAAAUUGCACAUA
Molecule: messenger RNA, 24439 nt
Organism: Phalacrocorax carbo (great cormorant)
Lineage: Eukaryota; Metazoa; Chordata; Aves; Suliformes; Phalacrocoracidae
Source: RefSeq, a predicted model, not a curated record